Molecule: messenger RNA, 2574 nt
Organism: Closterium sp. NIES-65
Lineage: Eukaryota; Viridiplantae; Streptophyta; Zygnematophyceae; Desmidiales; Closteriaceae
Source: the annotation of a GenBank genome assembly
AUGGCGUCAGAAUCCAGGAUUCCAGCCACACCGCCUCCAACUCAGAACCCACCUGUCGGCGCGUCUGGCUCUGAAACUCCUCCCGUCAACUCUACCCCUACCACUGGCGCAUCUGCCGGCGGGGUGUCUGCCUCGCCGGCUUCCGCGGCGGGAGCGGCGGGCGAGGAGCAGAUAAUGGAUCUGGAAUCGUACGCUGCGAAUUAUUCCGGCCACACGCGCAUCGUACGGCUGCGAUUCAUCGCGGAGCGGUGCGCCGCUAUUGGCCAGACCGCGAUGGAGCUCGAGGCGCUGCGGAUGGCGGCGGAUGAGUUAAAGCGCGGCGAGAACAGCGCGGCGUAUAAAGAGGUCGUGGCGAAGAUUGCGGGGCGCCUCGGGCCUAAGUACGAGCUGGAUCAGGAGUGGGUGGAUUCUGUGGAGCGACGCGCGGUGCAGAAGCAGGAGAAGCUGGAGAUGGAGUUAAACGGGCGUUCCAGUGCUACGUGCGCACGCGCGACUACUGCAUCACGUCCAAGCACACCAUCGCCAUGUGUGCCUCUCCUCCCCUCCACCCCUCUCACACACCCCAACACCCUUCCUUCGUUCCACACACUGAAGAGCCUUCUUCCCUGUAUCCCCCCUUCCCCUCCUCUUCCCUCCUCCCUUCCCUGCCCUCCUCUGCCAUCAUACCCGCUACAGACGAACCUGAUAAAGGAGUCCAUCCGCAUGGGGUACAAUGAUUUAGGCGACUUUUUCUACUCGCGGGGGGACCUCCAACAGGCCUUCCGGUGCUAUGUGCGCACGCGCGACUACUGCAUCACGUCCAAGCACACCAUCGCCAUGUGCCUCAACGUGAUCGUGGCGAGUGUGGAGCUGGGGCACUUUGUGAACGUGAGCAACUACGUGCAGAAGGCUGAGCGCGGCAUGACUGACCCCAUCGUGCUGGCGAAGCUCAGGAGCGCUGCUGGGCUGGCGAGCUUGGAGGGGCGGAAAUACAAGGCCGCAGCCAGGAAGUUUGUGAGUGCCAGCUUCGACAUGGGCAGCAGCUACUCCGAGGUGAUAGCACCGCAAGACGUGGCGCUGUAUGGGGGGCUCUGUGCGCUCGCCUCCUUUGACCGCGCCGAACUUAAGAGCAAGCUGAUAGACUCCGUCAACUUCCGCAACUUCCUUGAGCUAGUGCCAGAGGUCAGGGAGCUCAUAUAUGACUUCUACGCCAGCCGCUACGCAUCAUGCCUCAAGUAUCUGGACAAACUGCGCCCAGUGCUAGAGUUGGACCUGCAUUUGCACGACCACGUGGCAGCGCUCUACCAGCAGAUCCGCCAGCGCGCUCUCAUUCAGUACACCACGCCCUUCAUAUCCGUUGAUCUCCGCACGAUGGCCUCUGCGUUCAACACGAAUGUGGCGGCGCUGGAGAAGGAACUUGCUGCGCUUAUAAUGGAUAACCAAGUGCAGGCACGCAUCGACUCACACAAAGGCAUUCUAUACGCUCGUCAUGCUGAUCAGCGCAAUGCAACGUUUCAACGAGCACUUGCAGCUGGCAAUGACUUCCAACGAGACACGCGCGCACUUCUGAUACGGGCGAGCUUGUUGAGAGCUGAAAUGGGCACUAGGCCGCAGCGUCUUACCGUUGUCUCAUCAGUGUCGAUCGUUAUCUGCAAUAAAGCGCUGCUUUCCCAGUUUCAUUUCAACUUCGCGACGACGCUAUCCAGCUGGCAUCUGGUGAUCACAUUCCUAUCGCUGCACGUCGCGCGGACGAUCGGGUUCUUCGAGCAUAAGGCGUUCGACCCUAAGGUCGUCAUCGGGUUCGGCUUGCUCAAUGGCGCGUCCAUUGGCCUCCUGAACCUAACACUAGGGUUCAAUUCCGUUGGAUUUUACCAGAUGGCCAAGCUCGCCAUCAUCCCGUGCACGGUCUGUCUGCAAAUCCUCUUCCUGAAGAUGAGAUUCAGCUUGCAGGUGCAGGCGCCCCUAGUGGUGCUACUGCUGGGCGUGCAGGCGUCCCUACUGGUGCUGCUGCUGGGCGUGGGCAUCGCCACAGUCACGGACUUGGAGCUCAAUUUCGUUGGCACGGUCCUGGCUGCUCUUGCCAUUGUCAGCACCUGCGUUGCUCAAAUCAUGACCAACACGAUUCAGAAGGGGUACAAGGUGAGCAGCACGCAGCUGCUGUACCAGUCGUCGCCCUUCCAGGCGCUCAUUCUCAUCCUCUCGGGGCCCUUCGUGGACGCCUACCUCACGGGCCACAACGUCUUUGCCUUCGACUACACCUUCAACGUCAUUUCGUUCAUCUUGCUGUCAUGCUUCAUCGCCGUGGCUGUCAACUUCAGCUCCUUCCUUGUCAUCGGCAAGACGUCGCCAGUCACCUACCAGGUGCUAGGCCACCUCAAGACAUGUCUGGUGCUGGGUAUGGGCUACCUCUUGCUCAACAACCCCUUCAGCUGGCGCAAUGCGGGUGGCAUUCUGGUUGCGCUGGUCGGCAUGGUUCUCUACUCCUACGUGCAGAUCCAAGAGGCCAAGUCCAGAGACGCUCAGAUUUCAGCUCCUCCCUCGGGUGGCUUAAGUUUUGAGAAGGCCAAUGACAGUGACCGUGAAACUGUGAGUUAA